Messenger RNA from Cloeon dipterum, 6439 nucleotides. RefSeq names its product zinc finger protein 423-like. The record is from RefSeq and is a predicted model, not a curated record. The coding region runs from base 193 to 6252 and encodes 2019 amino acids. The transcript is spliced from 5 exons. Gene Ontology annotation, molecular function: DNA-binding transcription factor activity, RNA polymerase II-specific; RNA polymerase II cis-regulatory region sequence-specific DNA binding. Gene Ontology annotation, biological process: regulation of DNA-templated transcription. NCBI's taxonomy places the organism in Eukaryota, Metazoa, Arthropoda, Insecta, Ephemeroptera, Baetidae.
GGCGUAUCAAACAGGUGAGGGAUAGAAUAGAUGUGGCUUUGCUGGGCUUUGCUUCGAGCUCUCUCACAAGAAACGCGAAUUGAGAUGAUCACGCAGUCGCCGGCCCAUGUGUGUUUUUAUCUGAUCUGCUUAUCUCCGCAAGAUGUCCGAUUUUGGUGCUCACAAUCCGCUUUGGAGUAACCGGCUAGUGAAAUGAAGGCAAUAUGCAGGAUGUGUUUAAGGAACACAGAAAAAUCCUUGUCGAUUGAUCUCAUCGGACCGCAGAAUUUCCAGCAAUGGGCGCACAAGUUUCUAGGACUGGAGAUCAACUUUGUCCACGGAUUUUCAACCUGUAUCUGCACGCCAUGCUUCCUCGCCUUCCAAACAUGGGCUGACCUCUUGAAAGUGCAUGCAUCAAAAAUCGACAUUUCCGAGCUUGCUGACUAUCAGCCAUGGUGGACGGAAGUUGAUAAAACAAAGAUUAUGAACGCAACUUCCGCUUGGGACUCUUCAAAAAAACAAAGAAUCAAAACCGAGGAUCCCGAGAGUCCCGCGCCAGUCUGCAUCAGACUUGAUGAUGAAGUUACUGAUUCAGAAAAUGAAUCAGAGAACGAUUGCUUUGUGGCACUUGAGAAAUUGGGAGAUCAGUUCAUUGAAGAUUGCAUCCAUGGCCGAGUCAAGUUUGGCGAUGACAGUGAAGAGGAAGAGCCCCCCACCAUGGAGAAAUAUUUUGCUUGCGUGAAAUGCUAUCUGGAGUUCAGCAGCAGCAGCAGUUUAAAGCUGCACAUGGAGCGGAUGCACCCUGGCCAGCAAACCUGCCCCAACUGUCACAUGAGCUUCAACUGGCGUCGCAGCCUCACCAAGCACAUCGCAGACAAGGCCUGUCUGGCCAAGAGAAGAGGGAAUCAGAGGGUCUACUGCUGCUCCUACUGUGCCAACUCAUUUGAGAGCCACACGCACCUCUCUGAGCAUAUGAGCUACAGCCAUCGCCAUUCUCUGGGCAAAAAGGCAUACCCCUGUCAGCAGUGCUGGUUUGUUUACUUUACCAAGAGCCAAUUGUUUGACCACUACAAGUACAACCACGGUUGUGCGUGCUCUUUGUGCAAUGCUGAGUUUUCCAGCAAGUUUGAACUUGUAACGCACAUGGCUGACGAGCAUCCAGAUUUCAGAUUCGUAAAGUUCUACGAGAAGCUUGAUAGCAAAAGUGUUGUAUGCAUUUUCUGCACCAAGAAGUUUGGCUAUGUAGAGGACGUGGCGACCCACAUUCUGAAAUUCCACAAGGAGUGGAAUCGGUUGUUGCUUAAACCGAUUGAUUCAAUGGUUCCUAUAGAGGAUGAGGAGGAAGAGGACGAUGAUGAUGAUGAGGACGAGCAAAUAGAUUUGGUUGAUUUGGCAGAUGACAAUGAAGAAGGAGAAGAGCAGCAGCUAGAUGAAGAGCUGGAACUAGAUGAAGAGCUGCCGCUAGAUGAAGAGCUGUCGCUAGAUGAAGAGCUGGAACUAGAGGAAGAGCUGCAGCAAGAUGAAGAGCUGGAACUAGAGGAAGAGCUGCAGCAAGAUGAAGAUCUGCAACUAGAUAAAGAGCCGCAGUUUGAUGAAGAGCUGCAGAAAGAUGAAGAGAUGCAGAAAGAUGAAGAGCUGCAGCAAGAAGAAGAGCUGCAGCAAGAAGAAUCAGAAGUAGAAGAAAGAGAAGAAGAGCAAGAAAAAGAAGUGGUACAGCAACAGCAGCUGCACCAAGACGAGGCAGAAGAAGAAGACGCAGAAUAUGCUAAUGAUAACGAGUUGAUUGAUAAUGAGUUGUCAGACAUUGGAUCACCCAUGACAGAAGAAAUGGAAGCUGAAUUGCUAAGCCCAGAGGAAACCCGUGUUGAAAAGAUCACAGUUUCUGAGUCAAGAACGCAUGGCAGCGCAGGGACACAUAAAAACCUGUACUUCCACGGGACGCUCUUGUCUUGCGGCCAGUGCGAUGAUAAGGCCCACGACCUGCCAGGGCUGGUGCAACACAUAAAAAAAGCGCACUUUUACCUUCUGCCCUUCCAAUGUGAACACUGCGACUGGGGAGACUUUUGUCUCAGCAGUUUGAAAAAACACAUACUGCACUGCUCAAAGACCCCAGAGAACAAGAAGCUGGCCUUCAGGAAGGACUUGAAAUCAAACUCAGCGCAGUUCACAUGCCCAAUUUGCAAGAACGUUUUCAAAAGUGACAUGUCCCUUUCGACGCACGUUGCUAGCCAGCACACCUCUUCUUCGUGCUUCCAAUGUCCUGGGUGCGAGUCAAAGUACUUGACAUCUCGCCGGCUGAUAAUGCACCUGAAACGGUGCAAAAAGAUCAAAUUUGUACCUUUCUCGCCUGGCAGCGAUGCAUCCAAACUGUUGACUCCCUCUCAACUGGUAGCGUCCAAAAGUCAUUUCGCUGACAGGAAAAAGCGGCUCAAAUGCGACUUCUGCCCGAAGUUGUUCAUCCAAAAUAAGCGCAGGCUCAAACACAUGCUCACUCACAAGAAAACCAACUUUGCGUCCGCUGCGGAGCGUGAUCCUUCUCCUCAGCGCUCACUGACUCCAACUGAAGAACCUGCCAGUUUAGACCCUGUGCUCUCUGAAGAUCAUGAGAUAUCUGCUGACCCUGAGUUAUCUGCAGACCCUGAAGCUCCUGCAGACCACGAAAUUCGUGAAGAUCCUAUCUUCCCAUUUGAAAUGGAUUAUUCCAUGAGCCAAGACGAAGAAACUGACGUAACACAGACAGAAUCAGAAUCGGAUACAGAUAAUUGGACCACUGAAAGCGUCUUUACUAAGAACAAAAGGCGCCACAAAUGCGACCACUGUCCUAAAACGUUUGUUUACAAGAAGCGCAAACUCAGGCACAUGCGCACUCACGAAGCAACCACUUCAGAGCGUGAUCACUCACCUUGUAUUCCAUCUCCAUGCAAGGACGCCGAGGACCCCGUUCACCCUGAGGUUCCUGCGAAUCCUGAUCUGUCCCUAGAACCUGAGGUUCCCUUAGACCAAGAAGCAAACCUCACACUGCCAGACUCACCGCCAGAAACAGAGGAAUUGCAGGAACGUGUGGUUUCAAAUGGCGUAAGUCAAAGCAGCUCAGAAAAAAUCGUAAAACGUUUUAAGUGCGACUAUUGCUCGAAAAUGUUUGCAUACAACAAGCGCAGACUCACGCACAUGCGCAAGCACCAAGCAGCAAGCGUCAAGUCCGCUUUGGAGCGCGAACCCUCGCCUCUGCGCUCGCAGCCUGCUACAGAUGACUUUGAGGUCUCCAAAGAUCACGAAAUCUCUGCAGACCCAGAAGUAGCUCAAACCCCUGAGUCACCUGAGGAUCCUGUGGUCUUUUCAGACCCUGGUAUCUCUCAAGAACCUAAGUUACCAGAAGAUGCUGAGGUCUCUGCAGACCAUCCUGUCUCAGAAGAUCUUGGAGUGCCUGAAGACGCCAUGCCCGCUGAGACGCUUCCCUUAGACCCUGAGCUUCCCCUAGACCCUGAAUUUCCCACGGACCAAGAUGAGGAGCAACACACUGACGUGGCGCGUCCGGAAUCUCCUGUGGGAAUUGUGAGGUUACAGGAACUCUUGGGUGUAAAGAAUCCGAGCCCUGAGAAAGAAUUAUGCUUGUAUCACUGCGACUUUUGCCUGAAAGUGUUCACUAACGAGAAGCAACGUGAUGUGCACAUGCGCGUUCACGCCGAGCUCUCUCCUGAGCGGGAAUCCUCGCCUCAGCAACCGAUGUUUUCAUCAGAAGACUAUGAAGUUCCUGAAGAAGUUGAGUCUUUGGCUGAACCUGAGGUAUCUGCAAAUCCUGAAGCCUCUGCUGAUUGGGAUUCAUCCAUGGACCAAGGUGAAGAGCAAGAAACUGGUUGGCCACAGCCAAGAUCACCGCAGGAAGUAGAAGGAUUAGAUUUGGGCGAAGACACAGAAAACGUUGUUCCUUUUCAAAAGAGAAAGCGCUAUAAGUGCAGCUACUGCCCGAGGGUAUUCAUCCAGAAAAGCCGCAAACGCGCGCACAUGCGCACUCACAUGCGCACUCACGAAAUUGUUCCUGCCAUCCCGACACGCGAUCAUUUGCCUCGCGCCAAAGAUCCUGCCAAUGAGAUCCAUCCAGACCCUGAGGUCUCUGAAGAUCCCGACGAGUCUCUCAACCGAGGUGAGGAUCUCCCGCCGGAAACGGAAGGUUUCAAUGGUGCCACUGCAUCAAAAAGGAUUCCCUCUUCGAGAGGCAAACGGUACAAAUGUAACUUCUGCCCAAGAGAGUUCAUCUACAACAAGCGAAGGCUCACUCACAUGCUCAGCCACAAGGAAGCCACUGCCAAGCCUCCUUUGGAGUGCGACCCGUCUCCUCUGCGUCCCGAAGAUCCUGAUGCCCCCAAAGAUCCUGAAAUCUCUGAAGACCCUGAUGCCUCCAAGAAUCCCGAAAUCUCCCAAGAUGUUGAUGCCCCCAAAGAUCCUGAAAUCUCUGUUGACCCUGAAAUCUCCAAAGACUCUGAUGCCCCCGAAUACCCUGAAAUCUCCGAAGAUGCUGAUGCUUCUAAAGAUUCAGAAGUUUUUGAAGACCCUGCUGUCUCUGAAGACCCUGCUGUCUCUGAAGACUCUGCUGUCUCUGAAGACUCUGCUGUCUCUGAAGACCUUGACGUGUCUGCGAAAAGUCCAGAGAAACUGUACGCUUGCAAUCUGUGCCCAAAAGUGUUUACUCAUCCCAUGGGACUGAGAGCUCACACCAAAUUCAUGCACCAGGUGGUCACAACCAAAAGUACUGACAGUAGCCAGAUCCAAUGUAAGCUCUGUCCGAAAACCUUUAAGAACAAAAGCAACCUGGUUGGUCACACUAGGUUUGAGCACAAAUGGAAAUACAAGUGCGAAGUGUGUUCAGAAUCAUUCCAGUCCAAGCUCCUGCUGACCAACCACAUGAAGAGUCUGCACUUGAUCGAACCGGCCGUCAGGCAGCAGCGGGUGUUCGAAUGCGACACUUGUGCGAGAACCUUCACUCAUCGCAUCGGCUUAAUUGCCCACCUCAGGGUGCCGCAUUCGCUGCAACCACCGCUGCCCCCACCGCACCCGGUCCAGCCUGGAUCGCCUCUUGAGAAGACGGAGACUGCCUUCCAGUGCAAACUGUGUUCUAAGUCAUUCAAUAGCAAAGUAAGCUUGAUCGCGCACUCGCGAAUUCCGCACAAGAAGCAGGCCCCCGCGGACAACGACCACGGCUACCGCUGCAAAAUGUGCAUGAAAGUGUUCAAGUACAAAAAGCGGUACUUGGCUCACACAAAAUUCAGCUGCAAUCACGCUCGAGAGGUUCCAAGGGUCUUGUGCAAUAUCUGCCAGCAGAGUUUCGAGCAUCCGUUGCACUUGAAGGAGCACAUGAAGUCGGUGCAUCAAGUCCAGCCAGACAAAGAGUACAAAUGCCAGAUCUGCUCGCUGUACUGUGCGACCUUCUUCCAUCUGUCCAACCACAUGCGCAACAACCACAAAAACAGCCAACCGGAUCCACCCGUCGAAGAGGCCGAGACGCGCACUGAGCCAGAGGACGACGAAGUGCAAGUAAUCGGCCCGGUCAGGAGUGCGGAGGCGGCGAAGACGUUCAACAAGCCGAGAGACCCUCGCUCGAACGCUGUGAUCGCGGUCAAAGUACGCUUCCACAUCUGCAAACUCUGCAAAAUAUCCUUUCCGAACCAAGCCGACUUCGUGAAGCACUUCUCCGACAACCCGCGCUGCUCCUCCUGUCCCGCCUGCUACAAAUGUUUCGCAACCCUGGCCUCGUCCAAAGAACACGUGUCCGAGUGCUACUCGAUAACGCCAGAAAUGCAAGAGCAGUACCUGAUCGACGUCGAGCCAAACGUGCAAAGGAUGGCUUGGUACUGCAAGAUGUGCACGAACCUGUUGAAGACGCCCGCCGAGGUGAGGCAGCACCUGACGUCCAGCGUCUACUGCCCUGGCGCUGUGACCAAACUCGAGCCCGGCGCCACCCCCCAGCUAGUGACGGCGUCCUCCUCGGGCGAAUACGGGGGGCGGCGUAGCGCGGCCAUGAGCGUCACCUGGGUGGACACCAGCAACAAGUACUGCGUCAUGUGCCUCGACUGCGACAGGUGCAUCAUGCAGGUCGAGGACGUGUCGGAAAUGACGGAGAAGAGAAUCGACGACUGCAAAAAGGAGCACUCCUGCCAAGGCUUCCUGUGCAGUUUGUGCCACGUGGUGUUCUACCUGAGGAGUCGAUUCGAGGACCAUGUCAAAGCUCACAACAGCGCAAAGAAGCAGGUCAAUGGAUCGUGGAACCCGCCGAGGUAAAGCCCUUUAAGUUCAAGCAUGUGUCAGAAGAUACUUGUAAGCAAGCAUUUACGCACAAUUAUUUUGAUUCUUUAUCACGUGGCUUUUGAGAUGUGCCAUAGUUUUGUUGCCGUUCUGAGCGCUUAAAUCUAAAUAAAUCAUUAAUAUACUUAAUGUUGAAGAGACGCAUAAUUAUACUUCAGUGAAA